This is a messenger RNA of Metarhizium brunneum ARSEF 3297, 2496 nucleotides long. Its product is annotated as Activator of stress response 1. Gene Ontology annotation, cellular component: nucleus. The record is from RefSeq and is a predicted model, not a curated record. Gene Ontology annotation, biological process: DNA-templated transcription; positive regulation of transcription from RNA polymerase II promoter by galactose. Lineage: Eukaryota; Fungi; Ascomycota; Sordariomycetes; Hypocreales; Clavicipitaceae. Gene Ontology annotation, molecular function: DNA-binding transcription factor activity, RNA polymerase II-specific; zinc ion binding; RNA polymerase II cis-regulatory region sequence-specific DNA binding.
AUGGAUGAGCCAAAUCCGCCUCUGCCCGGCCCGCGCAACCUGCCGCGCGCGUCGCACGCAUGUCAGCGAUGUCGUGCGAAGAAGGCCAGGUGUGACCAGAGACAGCCGUGCGCCAACUGCAUCAAGCACCUCGAGGAGUGCACGUAUGGACUUCGAAGACGAAAUAAUCGGAGUAGAAAUAGCCGAGCCCCAAGUUUGGACCUGUCGAGCGCGGAAAGUCCGCAACGUCGUUUGCCAACCUUCCCGUCUGCUCGAGAUGACAGAGAUGAGCCGCCGAGGGGGAGCCAGACCUUGGAACACUCUCAAGAAUCAGACCGUGUAGCCUUUGCGCAGCAACCGCUACCAUCGAACAAUGCCGAUGUAGUAGGGCAUGUCAACCAGCACACUCACGGAACCGAGUUUUACGGCACGUCGUCUAACUUUGUGCUUCUCAAUCAAUUCUUUGCGUAUGCUCAGCAGCAUCUCCCUGGGCAUCCCAACUCUGGCGGCCUCAAAGAGACGUCGUAUCUCUCUCCCGCCAGCGGCAGGGCCAGCGAGCCGUCCUCUUUUCGGGAUCAGGGUAGCCCAUGGACAUCUGGAGGCAUUGUUUCGGGACCUGGUCUCACUGCUCCGUCACCGGUUUCCAUUGUCAACCUUCUUUCAAAUGAAGAAUCGCUGGAGCCGCCGUCGAGGCCAAAAACACCACAUGAUGCAGUAAAUCAACAACGCGUUUCUGCGGAGGCUCCUCCUGCUCCGGGCCACACUAGAAACGAAAGUCAUACGGAAUUAAUGCACCAUGACGGCCACACAUCCACUCCCAAACAUGGCGCCAGUAGAGAGGGCACCAGCAAUCUUCCGUCGUCUGCUCACGUCGCCACCAAGGGAAACCCCGUCCCCGAUAGUCCUCUACAGGCUGCUAAGAAGGGGUUAGAGCGAGAAUACGUCCGUGUAUAUAUGAGCAAUCUGCAUCACAUCCACCCCAUGCUUGAUCCCAUUGGGUUUACAGCAAGAUGCGAGGAGGUCAUAUGGGGUGUACAGACACCACUUGAAACGAACAAGGACCUCAGGCACUUCUUGGCCCUGUACAACAUCGUGGUAGCGGUCGGGGCGCUCAUCGCCGACCCCAGCAUAACCCAGAACUUUGAGCCAGAUACAAGCUCAUGUAUCAAGCAGCCAACACAAUGUGAAGACUCGAGCUCAGCCCCUUCCAGCCAGGUACUGUCGAGAAAGUAUUUCCGAAAGUCCAGGGCUUUGCUCGGAGACAUGUUUGAAGUCUGCUCCUUAGAAAGCGCCCAAACCCUUCUUCUAAUGUCGCUGUACUGCCAAAACUCUCUCAAGCCGCACGCCUGCUACAUGUACUGCGGGCACGCCGUCCGCACCGCCCUCGCCAUUGGAAUAGCCAGAGAAUCCAUGCCCAGCUCCAUCGAGGACCACAAGGCCGCGCGACGAACCUGGUGGUGCAUCUAUUCCCACGAGAUAGACAUGAGCUGCAGCGCCGGCCGCCGCGACAGCCUUGGAAAGCCGCGAAACUACCAAAUCAGCCUUCCUCGCAUCCGGGACCAAGUAUCCACGGCCUCCAACAAGUCGGAAUUCGAAAACCGCAGCGUGGCCAUGAUUAACGAAAUGGUUCACUUUGCAGCUAUUCUGAGACGCAUCUCGAAAGAACUGUACUACGACUCAAAGGGCCUCACUUUGCUGCAAAAGUCUACGGUUGCCAAGGAACUCGAUGCUCUCCUGGGGGACUGGAAGGGCCGGCUACCAGAGUACCUCGAUUUCAGCCGGCUGUCCUUCCGCGAAGCAGAGUGGGCGGCAAAGCAGAAGCUCGUCCUGCACUUGCGGUAUUUGAACGCCAGGAUCGUCCUUCAUCGGCUUUUUCUAGAGGCCCCCGUGAGCAGGACGCGGGCACAGUUGUCGGGACACGUGGGCUCUUGUCUGGACGCGGCGCGGGACACCAUCCGCGUCAUGUACGACGCCUACACCAACCGGCACUACUUUCGGACGUGGUGGUACAACUCGACGUAUACCUUGUACGCUGGCAUGAUUGUCCUAUACAUUGUCAUGCUUGGCCACACUAGCGUGUCUGGUGACGAGCUUCUCGACGACGUCAUCAAGGCGCAGGAUAUUCUCGAGUCCAUGGAAGAAGCGGCUGUGGCUCGACGGAGUGCGAAUUUGAUACGAGAAGGCUUGGAGGUGGCGCGGGCGUGUGUCGAGAGCCGGUCGGAUCAAUCUGCUCGGUUGGAAGUGGCUGACUCUGAGCAAGAAUACGGCGAAUCGCAGGGCCAGCUGGGUGUCAGUUAUAUGGCGAAUCAGCCGGGAAACAAUUUGUCGAGGACCUUGUUUUCCCAUGCUGUUCCUGGACAGGACCCUGCGCUAUUGGCGUCUAUUAUAGAUCCAAACUUGCUGCGGGAUUUCACGGCAGCAGAUAAGGAUAUGUCGGACCAGGAAUUUGCGGCAUUUCCGUCCGAUAGCUUGUAUGGGGAGGGGCUAGACGUUCAUCUAAUUUCGAUGAUGGUGUAA